Molecule: messenger RNA, 5289 nt
Organism: Aricia agestis (brown argus)
Lineage: Eukaryota; Metazoa; Arthropoda; Insecta; Lepidoptera; Lycaenidae
Exons: 5
Coding region: 1-5289 (1762 amino acids)
Source: RefSeq, a predicted model, not a curated record
AUGGCGCCGCCCCUCAGUAAAGGAGCGGUGCCCAAACCCAAAAGAGGACGCGGCCGCCCGCCAACGACCGGACAAUAUGUCGGCUUGGCGAAGGCACAGGCCGAUCUGAAUAGGGAAAAGGAGGAGGCCCUUCGACUCCAGGCAGAGGAGGAGGUAGCCGAGGCGGCCAGGGCGGCGCGAGAGACGCGUUCUUCGCUCCUUGCGAGCCCCGCCGCCAUGGAAGAAGACAGGCUAGAGCAGACCAACUACGCUCUGGCCCAAUGUGUUGAGACUUCGCUGGGAACGAUCUCCAUGGUCGCAGCGAAGUCGAAUAACCUCAAGGGGACGUUCCAGCGGCUCCUCAAGGAGGCGGUCAGCGACAUACGCGCCACCGUCGCUGAAAUGAGAAGUCGCGGAGCGACCGAAGAGAUGAAGGCCCUCGAGGCUCAGAAUGCGCGGCUCCAGAAUGAAGUGGAGUCUUUGCGCAAAGAGUUAGAGGAGCUACGCCGUCAGGUGUUGAAGCCGGCCGAGCAGGAUAUGCGCCAGCUGUUGUCUGAGGUCUCUCGAUCUAACGUGGAGACCUUCAGCAACAUGCUGAACGCUCGGCUGGCCGGACUGGAGAGUCGGCUCCUUCCAGAGCCUCGACUGCGCCCUCCGCUCGCGGCGGACAGAGCCCGGAGUAUUACGCCGGCUCCCGUCGAGAGUGUAGAGGCUCCACCGGAUGUGACGCCGGAGCCCCCGAAGCAGAAGGCCAAGGGGAAGCCGGCCCCAAGGAAGACACGGCAGCCAGCCGCCGCAGCGGCCCCGCAAGAGGCCACUCCCGCGCCCAAGGCGCCCAAGGCCAAAAAGGGCCGGAAGAAGAAGCGGCCGUCGAUGGCCGCUCUGGAAGCGACACAAGGGGGAGCGAACACCAGCUCCCCUCGUACUGAGGCCCCGUGGACCACGGUAGGUCCAAAGGGCAAGAAGAAGAAAGGGACGGCUACAAUACCUACAGCCGCCCCGAAGAAGAAGGGAAAGCCAAGGCUUCGCGUCCCCGCCACUGCGGCUGUCGCUCUCACAAUAGAAGAGUCGGCCGUGAAGGCGGGGGCCGGGGAAUCCCACACACCGUCUUCGGACGGUGGUCGGCCCGUGUAUACGGAGGGGCCACUUAUUGCGAGGAGGGAGGAGAGGAAGGAAGAGGAGAAAGGCGAAAGGAGGAAGGAGAGGAAAGGAAGCGCUAAGAAGCGCGCGGAUCGCAAGCCGGUGGUGCUCCUUACCCCGCUGGAAAGAUAUCCGCACACCGAUGAAGACAGCGAGGACUUCUACACGGAGUCCAGCAGCAAUUUGUCGCUGGACUCCGUGGGGCUGCCCGCACAAUCUGGACGUACGACUCCCCUAAAAAGGAGACUCCUGGACGAGACUGAUGAGGCGCCGUCGACUAGUAAGGCGACGGUGCUCGAACCUAAAAGAGGACGUGGCCGGCCUCCAACGACCGGCCAAUACGUCGGCCUGUCUAAGGCGCAGGCCGACUAUAACCGCGAAAAGGAGGAGGCCCUCCGGCUCCAAGCCGAGGAGGAGAUUGCCGAAGCAGCGAAUGAGGCGAGGUGGUCGCAUGCGUUUCUCCGCGCCGCCUUCAAGGAUUCAGACCUCUCCGCCACUUCCCCGUCGGGAGAAGAGGCUAAGAAGGAAUGGACGGGCGCGGACAUAACGAAGACAGUGGAGGACACAUUGAAGACCGUCGAUAUGAUCGCCAGGAAGUCCACGAACCUUAAGGGAACAUACCAAAAGUACCUUAAGGAAUCGGUGGCGACCAUACGGAUGGUCUUCAAUAAGUUGACGACCCUCUGCACAACAGAGGAAGUGAAGGUGCUGGAGGCCAGAAACACGCGCCUCGAAGAGCAAGUGGCGGCGCUACGCCAAGAGCUGGACGAGGUGCGGAAGAAGGCCUCGCAACCUACCGGAGAUGACAUGCGUCAGCUGUUGGCCGAGGUCUCCCGUACGAACGCGGAGACCUUCGGCAAUAUGCUGAACGCCAGGCUCGCCGGGCUGGAGGACCGCCUCCUGCCGGAGCCGAGACGCAGGCCACCGCUGGCGUCGGACGGAAUUCGGGAUGAGGACCUCCCAACCGCCCCCGCGAGUGUCGUUGCGCCUAUGGAAGAAGAGGUGCCGGGACCCCCUCGGCCGAAAAAGGCGAAAGGGAAACCGGCCAAACCGGAGAAGACACAACCGCCCGUCGCUGCAGCGGCCCCUACAGAGGCUUCUGCUGCACCCACGGCGCCUGGGCCUUCAAAGGCCAAGAAGAAAAAGAAGAAGAAGCGGCCUUCUAUGGCAGCCCAAGAGGCGGCACAAGGGGGAGCGACCAUCAGCUCCCCUGGUACAGAGACCCCUUGGACCACGGUGGGUCCGAAGGGUGGGAAGAAGAAGGGGGCGGCUACACCAUCUACAGCCGCCCCGAAGAAGAAGAAGAAGCCGAGGCUCCGCGUCCCCGCCACUGCGGCCGCUCUUGAGACGGCCCGGCGGGCGAUAAGCAUUGCGGAGUUUGAUAUUCCGCAAGUCCGCUACCGUCGGGCCCGAACUGGAGGGUGUCUUCUCACCAUAGCUGGAGAGGGCGCAGGGAAGAAGGCGGACGCCUUUGCCGCAAGGCUCAAAACCGUCCUGCCUCAAGAAGUGAGGGUCGGACGGCCGGCUGCUUGCGCAGAGAUGCGUGUCGCCGGCCUGGACGACUCUGUGACGGCCGCCGAAAUCAAGGAAGCGGUCGCGGUUGAUGGAGAGUGCCUGGCCGGAGAUGUCCGGGUGGGGCCUAUGAGGGAGGGGCCACGGGGGGACGGGUCUUGUUGGAUCCGCCUCCCAGCCGCAGCCGCCAAGAAGCUCUCGAGCUCUGGGCGGUUGCGGGUUGGCUGGGUGUUGGCGAGAGUGACGUUGUUGGCCGCGAGGCCGACGCGUUGCUUCCGCUAUCGAACCAUGGAGACACGCAAUUUUGAAAAUUCUCCCCGGGCGGGUACCAGCAAUGCUGGAGAAUCCCGCACUCCCGGUCCGCCGGGAGUCUGCCGCACGUAUACGGGGGCGGCACAAAAUGCGUUGGAGGGUAAGGGGGCCGUUGCAACGGCGAAAGAAGGAGAGAGCGCGAAGACAAGCGCGAACCCGAAUCCGGCGCACCUAACCGCGUCGGAGGCGGGUGCUAUCACCGACGAAGACGUCGACUUUUCCGGUCCGCAGCCUAACGCAAUAGACCGGAUAAAGCGACUAAUGCAGCGCAAGAAGGAGCGGAACUGCCCAGUACGCGACGCUGACCUGCCAGAGGUGUUGCGCUGGCGGGACGUCAAAAUGACGCCACCCAGCACGCCUUCUGCGCUGCCACCCGGAGGAGACAAUGAGGCUGGUGGGGAUUUGACGCGCUCACCUCGCGUGGUUUUGCGCGACGUGAUGCGCGAAUUCUCCCUGCCGCCUCCACAAGGAAUGGACUAUACUGGCAAUGACAGUGAGGACUGGCCCUUGGACUCUGACGAUACUGUCUCUGACAUAUCAGUGGACUCCGAGGGCUUGCCCACAAUCCCGGACAAGACACGCCGUAAAAGGCGCAACACUGAGGAGGACAUGGCGCCGCCCAUUGGCAGGGGAGCGGUGCCCAAGGCAAAGAGAGGACGUGGCCGGCCACCAACCACCGGCCAAUACGUCGGCCUGGCUAAGGCCCAAGCGGACCUCAACCGGGAGAAGGAAGAGGAGCGCCGGGCUAUUUUCAGGGCGAAGGUUGAGGAAGUAGCCCGGAAGGCACGGGAAGAGCGAGAGGCGAGGGAGGCGAGAGCUUCCCUUCGUGGAAGCCCUGCCCUUGCCGAGGACUCAGAGGAGACAGGCGCGGCCCUAGCGGCAGGCGUGGAGAGGGCCUUGGAUAUGGUGACAAUGGUCGCCACAAGGUCCUCAAACCUGAAAGGGACGUACCAGCGGGCCCUCAAGGAGGCGGUCGCGUCCAUCAAGGCGGCCGUCACCGAGAUGAGAGGCCGCGGUCAAACAGAAGAAAUGCGGGCACUGGAGGCGCAGAACGACCGCCUCCUGCGUCAAGUCAACGCGAUGCGUAAGGAGCUGGAGGAGCUGCGCCGUCGCGUAACUGGGCCCGCAGCCGACGACCUGCAGAGGAUGUUGUCGGAGGUCUCGCGUUCCAACAUCGAGACCUUCGGCAACAUGCUCAAUGCGAGAAUCGCCGGCCUGGAAGAUAGGCUCCUUCCUGAGCCCAGAAGAAGACCGCCGCUGGCGGCAGACAGUGCUGGUGAAAUAUCCGGCGCCCCACCAACAGCGGCCCCGAAGAAGACGUCGAAGCCGAAGAAGACGGUGACGGCAAAGGCGCUGGACAAAGGUUCGGCAGGCGGUGCGGCGGCUCCUUUACAGCCGCCUCCUGCACCUACAGAGAAAGAGGCUGCAAAGCCUACGAAGAAGAAGAGGAUGAAGCGGUCAACAAUGGCCGCUCAGGCGGCGGCAAAGGGGGCGCAGAACACCAGCGCCCCUCCCGGCGAGGCUACGUGGAUUACAGUCGGUCCACGCAGGCCCAAAAAGAAGAAAGGGGCGGCUAAUGUAGCUAAGGCCACCCCUAGCAAGAAGAAGAAGAAGGCCAAGCUCCGUGCCCCCAACACCGCGGCAAUCACCGUCACCUUGAGGGAGAGUGCCGCGGCGCAGGGGGUCACGUACCUCGACGUGCUGACGAAAGCCAAAGACGCGGUCAAAACCAGUGGACUGCAGGAGCUCCAGUUCCGCUUCCGACUGGCUCAGACCGGCGCGCGUGUCCUCACCAUCCCCGGCGAGGGCGCCCAGGAGAAGGCAGAUGUUCUCGCUGCCAGAAUGCGGGAUGUACUGGACCCUGAAGUGGUGAAGAUCGGCCGCCCGGCGAAAUGUGUCGAAAUGCGCAUCGCCGGGCUGGACGACUCAGCGACGACCGCCGACGUCAUCAAGGCGGUCUCAAGGGAAGGAGGUUGCCCGUCCAACUCCAUCAGGACGGGCCCAAUAAAGAUUGGAAGGUGGGGCGACGGCUCGUUGUGGCUGAGCGUCCCCGUCGCGGCCGCAAAAAAGCUGAUUAGCAUGAAGCGGCUGCGAGUGGGCUGGGUGUCGGCCAAGGCCGCCGAGUGCCGGGAGAAGCAUCCAAACUGCUUCUUCUGUGAGGCACUCGGCAAGGAGAGCGGGCACGUCCUGGGAAGCGGCGGCUGUUUAACAGCCAAGAAGCCGCCCCCCGCUACGAAAAAGCGCCGCAGGAGAGGAGCUCCCUCCGACAAGGCUCGGCCGCAUGAGCCUGGAGCCGGUGGUGCCGGGGUUAGUCAGCCCCAGCCCGCCAUGGAGGUGGAGCAAUAG